This is a messenger RNA of Solenopsis invicta (red fire ant), 477 nucleotides long. RefSeq names its product protein GVQW3-like. Gene Ontology annotation, molecular function: nucleic acid binding. Lineage: Eukaryota; Metazoa; Arthropoda; Insecta; Hymenoptera; Formicidae. The coding region runs from base 1 to 477 and encodes 158 amino acids. The transcript has a single exon. The record is from RefSeq and is a predicted model, not a curated record.
AUGUUGCAGAGGAUGUUCGGUGAAUCGACUAUGUCGCAGAAAAAUGUUUAUAAGUGGUACAAAGACUUCAAAGAAGGCAAAGAACGUGCUGAUGACUUGAAACGCUCCGGACGACCAUCAACGUCAACUGAUGUGCAACACGUAAAGAAAAUCAAGGAAUUGGUGCUCGAAAAUUAUCGAUUGACAAUUAGAGACCUUGUCGAUAUGGUUGGCAUUUCAAUUGGAUCAGUUCAAACAAUUUUGAAGGAUCAUUUGGGCCUUAGAAAAGUCAAAUCUUGUUUGGUGCCAAAAACACUCAAUUUUCUCGAAAAAGAGCGUCGCGUUAAAGUUUGUGAAGAGAUGAUUUCUGACUAUCAGGACAUCAACGAACGCAUUAUUACGGGAGAUGAGACUUGGAUCUAUACUCAUGAUCCGGAAACAACCGACCAAUCGAGUGAAUAUCGUGCUAAAGGCGAGGCAAGACCAAAAAAAUCGUAA